Messenger RNA from Torulaspora delbrueckii, 1092 nucleotides. It is a transcript of the gene PCL6, whose product is annotated as Pcl6p. Gene Ontology annotation, molecular function: cyclin-dependent protein serine/threonine kinase regulator activity; protein kinase binding. Gene Ontology annotation, cellular component: nucleus; cyclin-dependent protein kinase holoenzyme complex. NCBI's taxonomy places the organism in Eukaryota, Fungi, Ascomycota, Saccharomycetes, Saccharomycetales, Saccharomycetaceae. The record is from RefSeq and is a predicted model, not a curated record. Gene Ontology annotation, biological process: regulation of cyclin-dependent protein serine/threonine kinase activity. The transcript has a single exon. The coding region runs from base 1 to 1092 and encodes 363 amino acids.
AUGUACAACGGUUCCAGCACUUCUACGGGAGCGAUAAACAUACCAAAGUGCGAUCGGCGAACAAGUGUCUGCGAUGAGAGUCCUGAGAAUGGUGAUUCGAUUGUUACCAAAGUGGAUAGUGGAGGAGCGAACAGAGUGCCGCAGCAACGCACUGGUGGCAGAGUUGUGACUACUGAAGAGGAUGUUUGUAGUUCGCAGUCGUCUAGUUCGCCAAGAAGAAAUCUUGUGGGGUUUUCUGUGCCACAACCACCUACGAUGUUAUCAUCAAUACGUCAUUACAGGAGUGAAGAUGAAGAUGAAGACGAUAGUGAGCAUAUAAUAGAUUCGGAUGACUCAUCAUGGGUACGACCUUAUGAUCAUGGUACAACAAGAACUGAACCGAUCAUGCCGGUAAGUCGGGAUAAACCAAGCGAAGAAGUACUAGACAUCGCCACAUUCCCUACGGAGAAAUUAUUGGAGAUGUUGACUGCGUUGUUGGAUAAGAUCAUUAAGUCGAAUGACAGAUUGGCAAGUAGUAAUCCAACGUUAAAUCAAGAGAGAGAGUUAAUGAAUAACAAUAACGUUUAUUUAAACUCAGUACUGAGUUUUAGGGGGAAACAUAUUCCACAGAUAAGUCUUGAGCACUAUUUCCAAAGGAUUCAGAAGUAUUGCCCCACGACAAACGACGUAUUUUUGUCGCUACUGGUUUAUUUCGAUAGAAUCUCGAAGAGAUGUAACAGUAAUAAUAAUGAUACUACUAACGAUAAUGAUCUUCAAUAUGAUAUGCCGGCUAAGCAACAGCAGCAAACACAACAAACACAACAACAACAGGCAUUUGUUAUGGAUUCACAUAAUAUUCAUAGGUUGCUCAUUGCAGGGGUCACGGUGAGUACCAAAUUUUUCAGCGAUUUUUUUUACAGCAAUUCCAGGUAUGCUAGAGUCGGAGGUAUAUCAUUACAGGAAUUGAAUCACUUGGAGUUACAGUUUCUUGUACUAUGCGAUUUUGAAUUAUUGAUUUCUGUGAACGAAUUACAAAGGUAUGCAGAUCUCCUAUAUAAAUUUUGGCACAACUCUGCCAUGGUGGAGACUGCAAGUCCCAGUGGGGAGACUUAA